Molossus molossus (Pallas's mastiff bat) is the source of this 2636-nucleotide messenger RNA. It is a transcript of the gene FAM3C, whose product is annotated as FAM3 metabolism regulating signaling molecule C. The transcript is spliced from 12 exons. Lineage: Eukaryota; Metazoa; Chordata; Mammalia; Chiroptera; Molossidae. The coding region runs from base 420 to 1103 and encodes 227 amino acids. The record is from RefSeq and is a predicted model, not a curated record.
ACUCGCAGGGGUGAGGGGAAGCCUGCGGAGCUCGGGAGGAAGCGGAGGAGCGAGUGGGAGACGGCAGCGGCUGCUCCCGUCGGCCUCCGGCCAGAUUGACUGCGGGGAGGCCGAAGGCGGGCGAGCUUGGCGGAGAGGAGGGCGGGAGGCCGCUACAUAUAUGGAUUUGAAAGUUGGACAGUGAAAAGGCUGAAAGAAAAUAAUGGAUUCAUUUGAAAUAUGAUGUUAGAGGAGAGAGCUCUAUGGAUACCCUAGGCCACCAGAAAAACAAGUGAGUUCUAGAGCAAAUUAAGCAGUACUUGUAAGAGGACCAAUAGAAGCCUUGUGGCGGUUGUGUGUCUUGCAAAUCGCCCAGCAAGAAAUGUUGGAAUAUAAGGGAGCUUAUUUAAUGAAACGUGCCAAAGACUGAAAAACCAAAUAUGAGGGUAGCAGGUGCUGCAAAGUUGGUGGUAGCUGUGGCAGUAUUUUUACUGACAUUUUAUGUUAUUUCUCAAGUAUUUGAAAUAAAAAUGGAUGCAAGUUUAGGAAAUCUAUUUGCAAGGUCAGCAUUGGACACCGCAGCACGUUCUACAAAACCUCCCAGAUACAAAUGUGGGAUCUCAAAAGCUUGCCCUGAGAAGCAUUUUGCUUUUAAAAUGGCAAGUGGAGCAGCCAAUGUGGUGGGACCCAAAAUCUGCCUGGAGGACAAUGUUUUAAUGAGUGGUGUUAAGAACAAUGUUGGAAGAGGGAUCAAUGUUGCCUUGGUAAAUGGAAAAACAGGAGAAGUAUUAGACACUAAAUAUUUUGACAUGUGGGGAGGAGAUGUGGCCCCGUUUAUUGAGUUUCUGAAGUCUAUACAGGAUGGAACAAUAGUCUUAAUGGGAACAUACGAUGAUGGAGCUACCAAACUCAAUGAUGAGGCGCGGCGACUCAUUGCUGAAUUGGGGAGUACAUCUAUUACCAGUCUUGGUUUUAGAGACAACUGGGUCUUCUGUGGUGGGAAAGGCAUUAAGACAAAAAGCCCUUUUGAACAGCACAUAAAGAACAAUAAGGACACAAACAAAUAUGAAGGCUGGCCGGAAGUUGUGGAAAUGGAAGGAUGCAUCCCCCAGAAGCAAGACUAAUGUGGAAAAGACUCAAGGACAUGCACUUCCACCAUUCCUGAGAAAGCGACAGCAGAGAAACUAUGUACAUAUUUUAAGAGCAUGCGGCCAUCUCAGUGUGUGCAUGAGCAUUCUCUUUUGAUAUCAGGAUUAUUUAUUGCUAACGUAAAUAGAUAUCUUUGUAAAUAGACAUCAUAAUGAGCAAAUCACUGAACCAUUUCUAAGCACAUUAAUAGUACAGUGUUUAGACUGCUAUGGAAGUUACAUCUUUUAAUUCUAAAAGCAUACUUGAUCGAUAACUGAACAGAUUGUGAAAAUAUAUUGCUAUACAUACUGGGUGCUGUGAAAAUCUACCAUGGAAUAAUGUGGAUUUGAGGAAGGAUACUGUUUUCUUCUGUAGGUGUAUAUAUUGCUUUUUGAUGAUAGUAUCUUUUAAAUUAAAAAGAUAUUUGGCUAGUUGUGUGUGUAAUGUUACUUUACAGUCUGACUCCCUUGAUGUACCUCUUUUCUUAGUCUUUUCCUUCCCUUCCCAAGAAACCUAGAAAUAAAAUGAUAGGAAAACUUAUAUCAGAUAUGUGAAAAGCACAAUGAAAUUCUUUUUUUAACGUACACAGUAAGAAAUAAAUAUAUAAAUGUAGAUGGCUUUCAGGACUGCAGCUUGCUGGAUUUUGUGUUGGCAAUGUGAAUACCUUGACUGUGUAUAAGCUACCUGGAGUGAGCAUGGAGGCUCCAUGGAACUGGGUCCAGGCCAGUCCUCGCCCGGGACAGCCAUGGCCAUGGUGGUGCAGUUAAACCAGUGCUGGCAUAGACUUUCCUUAUUUCAUUGUUAUCAGCACUGACAGUGCUUUGGAAAGAAGCAUGCUUUAAUAUCACAAUAAUUUUGAUUUAUAAACCAAGAAAUUAAUUUUGUAUUUUCAUUAAUCUUCAUAAUAGUAGUUUUUCCAGAGAUAUAUAUAUAUAGAGAGAGAGAGACAUAUUUAGAAAAGAACUAAUUACUCAAUGGACUGAUAACAUUUACAAAAUAAUUUUAUUUGAUGCAAAAUGACUUUAUACCCAAUUCUAGAUAAAAAUAUAGAUAUCUAACUUUUUUUGUUAAUUUCAGGUGUUAACAAUGUUGACUAACUUUGUUUUUGUUUUGUUUUUCUAGGCCAUUAAAUACUUACUGUAUAUAAAGUAUCUUAAGUUGGGACAUAGAUUUAAUUUUCAAACUGCCAUUCACAAAAGGCAGCACUUAAAUUUGAAUCUAAAUUUCAGGUGACUUAUAUAAAAAAACUAAAAGCAGUAUUUUUUAUGUUGCUGUAAACUAAGUUGGAAGCUAUUCAGCUAUUUCUUAAAUACUAAUGAGGUUGGGGGUACUAUUUCUUACCUCAAACUGAGUGUAAUUCAUGAAUAAAUGCACCUUACAAGUUCAACAAUUUUUGUAAAUUUUUUAGCUUUUGGUGCUUAUAUGCUAAAUCAUAUUCAGCAUGUGUAUCUUGACAUUAAAUUACUUCCCUCAAUUUUAUAAAUUUAAAAAAAAAGGUGUUUUACAGUUCCAGAGAUUGUGAAAUAAAU